AUGGACACCCGGACUGCCUCGCCCACGCAGGUUAACUUCCUUGUCGCCGUACCGGUCAUCUCAAUCCUAUCGCUGGCCUACAACGAGGGCGUCUCGCGCUUUGCCCCCCGCGCCUACAUGCCGUACGUGGCCAUUGGCAUCGAUGCCCUCAACAGCGUGCUAUACUUUGGCGGUUUCAUUGCCCUCGCCGUCUUCCUCAACGGCCUGCUCUUUUGCCGCGGCAACGUCUGCGGUUCGGCCCGUGCCGCCACGGCCUUUUCGGCGCUCUCGUUCGGUGCCUGGACGUCCAGUGCCGUGCUGAUGGCCCUCGCCAAGUUCCGCGGCGGUGCCCGCAAGCCGAACCCGCGUACCCAAGGCAUGUACGCCGCCGAGAUGAAGGAUGCCGCGAGCCGGGCAUAA
Sporothrix brasiliensis 5110 is the source of this 399-nucleotide messenger RNA. RefSeq lists its product as uncharacterized. The transcript has a single exon. Gene Ontology annotation, cellular component: membrane. The coding region runs from base 1 to 399 and encodes 132 amino acids. The record is from RefSeq and is a predicted model, not a curated record. Lineage: Eukaryota; Fungi; Ascomycota; Sordariomycetes; Ophiostomatales; Ophiostomataceae.